Fonsecaea pedrosoi CBS 271.37 is the source of this 1194-nucleotide messenger RNA. RefSeq lists its product as uncharacterized. Gene Ontology annotation, biological process: poly(A)+ mRNA export from nucleus. NCBI's taxonomy places the organism in Eukaryota, Fungi, Ascomycota, Eurotiomycetes, Chaetothyriales, Herpotrichiellaceae. The record is from RefSeq and is a predicted model, not a curated record. Gene Ontology annotation, cellular component: nucleus. Bases 1 to 1194 code for a protein of 397 amino acids. The transcript is spliced from 2 exons.
AUGAGCGACUACGGAGAGGAAGCACCACCUCCCGAUGCCGAGGGGCUCGAUCGACCGGACGAGCACGAAGACGAGCUUGACGACCUGCAUGACGAAUUCCAAGAUCCACAACCUGAGCACGAUGCCGACACUCGACCAAACGCCGCAGACGACUCGGACGAUGAAUCGCUUCUCUCUGAAGUCGACGAAGCCCAAUUUGCGGAUUUCGACCCCAAAGCCGUGGAAGUCGCGCCCGAUUUUGACACACUGAACAAGUCCAUUAAAGUGAAGAAGAGGAAGCGAGCCGAGGGUGAGGAGUCUGCGCCGAAGAAGAAGAAAGAGCGGCGAAGGGAGAGGAAGUCACGACGGGCAGAGAGCGAGGCUUUGUCUGGCCGCGACGAGGUCGAGGGUAAGAGGCGCAAGCAGCCAAAGGCGGCGGAUGGCGAGCCGCGGAGACGCGAGCGAGAGGAAAUCGACGAAGAGACUCUGUCGCCUGAAGAGCGCAGGAGACGGGCGUUGGACAGAGCAAUGGACGCCGCGGUCAAGAGAUCAUCAGGCAAAAGAAUGAGAAAGGGCGAGAUCGACCUCGAGCAAGCAGCAGAUGCGGAGAUUGAGGAUCUACGGAACCGGAUGAUAACGGCGGCUGAGACCGACGGAGAUCUGGUGCGACAAGGUCUGCCUGCCUCUCAGAAACUCAAGAUGCUGCCCGAAGUGGUGAGCCUGCUAAACCGGAACACAUACGUGCAAUCUAUCCUCGAUCCGGAAAUGAAUCUGUUGGAGGCAGUGCGGUUUUUCCUCGAGCCUCUUACCGACGGCAGUCUACCGGCGUACAACAUCCAGCGGGAACUAUUCGCGGCGCUUAGCAAGCUGCCGAUGAACAAAGAGACUUUGAUCUCUUCUGGUAUCGGCAAAGUCAUCCUGUUCUAUCGCAAAUCCAAAAAGGCCGAACCAGCAAUCAAACGACAAGCCACCAAGCUCAUGGAAGAUUGGUCGAGACCCAUUCUGGGUCGUAGCGACGACCACACCAAGAAAGUCUGGGCCACGGCAACUUAUGACCCAACCAGGAGACGAGAGACCGCACCGGCUGCUGCCAUUCCCAAGGCAAAAUCCACCAUUGCUCCGGGCGAGAGGGUGAGCAACAGGGCCAGGGUCCAGACGAGUCACUUGAACUUUCACAUCGUGCCCCAAGUCUCGUCUACUGUUCCACAUCGCUAG